This is a messenger RNA of Protopterus annectens (West African lungfish), 1693 nucleotides long. It is a transcript of the gene CLRN3, whose product is annotated as clarin 3. Lineage: Eukaryota; Metazoa; Chordata; Ceratodontiformes; Protopteridae. The transcript is spliced from 3 exons. Bases 1 to 696 code for a protein of 231 amino acids. The record is from RefSeq and is a predicted model, not a curated record.
AUGCCAACAGCAACAAAAAAGUUAUUAUUUCUUGCUGCUUCUGCAACAAGUCUUGGAGCUGUGGUAGUAGUGUGUGUUAUUCUCGCCACAAAGGAGUGGGUUUCAACGAAUGUCAUGUGUAGGAGGGCAGGAGCAAAUAAUUCUAUCAAUGGGAGUAUUGAUAUGCAAUAUGGGCUUUUCGAAGGAUUUGGCAGCGAUGGAUGUGUAUUUGGAGCCAACAAGCAAUUUCAAGUAACUAACUUUCUAAGCAGCUCUUCUAACCUUCAAGGAGUUCACGUCAUUGUCAUUUUAUCCUUAAUAAUAUGCCUGGUCUGCUGUACAGCAAGUUCUAUAACAACAUUUAACAACAUCGGCAGGAACCCAUCUGAGACAUUCUGUGGACCCAUUGGAGUAUAUACGUGGAACGGGAUUAGCAGUAUUUUGUCAACCCUGGCAAUGGUUUUAUUUGCACUCAAUACAGAACUUAAUGGACUAUCCCUGCAUUUGGCAAAGGAACAUACCAAACACUUAGAAGAUUUGCUUUUACAUUCUGCUACAGAUUCAUAUGGAUAUUCUUUCUGGAUAACAUUUGUGGUCAUUGCAUUAAAUAUUAUUACAAUCUGUAUUGCCUUUGCCUAUGAACACAGAAGUUACAACAGAAAGCAGGAACAACAAAUACCAAUUGAAAAUGCACCAAGAGAUGUGCUCAUGUACUAAUAUGGACAAAUUAUACAAAAUCUAAAGCACAACUGCCAUAUUUUAUUAAAACAAACUUGUCCAGCCAUUCUCACUGAUUAGCUGUUAAUAUAAAAAAUGUAAAGUAGCUCUGACAUUUUGUCUUUCUAUAAUUAUUCGUCUUUUGCCCUUGUUAGACAUGUUGUUUAAUUUAUGACUCGUUCUGUACCUUUGUAUUGAAUGUUGAUUUCAGAAUUUGAGACUACAGCAUUUUAUUCUAAAUACUUCAUUCCUACCCAGUUAAUCGAUGUGAAUUAUUAUUUAAUCUCAGCUAGGUAUUCAGUCUAUAAUUGACCAAAAGAAGAUCAUAAGACCAGAUUAUUCUGUCAUUCUGGCUGCUAGUGAGAAAAUGCAGCAUAUAAUGUUAAGACGUUUCCUAAAAAUGUAUGGGCUUAAACAGGAUUUUGAGUAGAUUUAUGUUGACACUGGGUUGCCAUGUCUAUUCUGUACCAUAGAGUCAUACUGGACAUUCACCAACAAGGAAUUAAUGUAUUAGAAGAACCCAGUAUCAAGUCCAUGGAUUGACAGCAACAUAUUAAAUUCCCAUACAGCACAGACUAAAAAAAAACAAUGAAGCUGCCAUCAUCCUGUUUUUCCUAGAUAAACACAACAGUUUAACAUGUGUAAAACAUAAAUAAAAAGAAAACUAAAGCAGAUGACUGUUAACAAAAAUGACUUCAACACAUGUGCAAGGACUUACUGUUCUACUUUUCUAUCACUAACCACAUCUUCAAAAGCCAGGUUUAGCAAGCAUGGAAAAACAGAGCAAAAAAAUUCAUUUCUGUCUGUGUGUUUGGGUGUAUUUUUGUACUGAGCUUUAUUGGUCAGGAAUUCUGGACUAAGUCAACAAUAAUGGAGUGACAAAGACCAAAAAUCAGGGAUAUUUUCUAGAUGUUGUUAUUCUAAUUAACUUAAAAAAGUCAAUAAAAUAGUGUGAAUUAAAAUGCAUUUCCUGAACAAUUAACAGCAUGAAAUUAUC